CAUCGGAAUCGCCAUCGUCGACGCCGUGCGAUAAGUACCUGCUGCCCCGGCUCCGGUCCCUCGUGGUCCGUCGUCGCGCCGUCCGUCCGAGAAGCAAGAUGAACUGCCCCUCCUCCUUCUGCGGCGUCUCUCCUCCGGUCCUCGCCAAUCCCCGGGGUGAAUUCGCUGCUAGUUGCUCCACAAGAAUAACUCAGAAGGUGCAUUUCUUCGGUUCAAGGCCAUCCUCCCAAAUCAUCUACAGCCCAACAUCAUCGCAUUUGUCACGGAGAGCUGUAAUCGCCUUGGCCGGAAAGCAAUCUUGGGAUAUCGGCAGGUUUGCCAAGACUCUGUUUUUCUUCAACGGGCCUCCGAACCCUCUCAAGAUUGUGGAGUCCAUAAUGAGCAGCAUCACAGCCUCUGCUCCUACCGAGGCGCCGAAGAAAGCAGAGACUUCUGAUGUGGUGCUUGUCACCGGAGCUACCGGCGGCGUCGGACGAAGAGUCGUCGAUGUCCUGCGGAAGAAUGGGGUGCCUGUCCGAGUAUUGGUUAGAAAUGCAGAGAAGGCGAGGACAAUGUUGGGGCCAGAUGUGGACUUGAUCAUAGGAGAUGUUACAAAGGGAGACACGCUCGAUCCUAAGUACUUCAAAGGGAUUAAGAAAGUCAUCAAUGCAGUUUCAGUCAUAGUAGGGCCAAAGGAAGGUGAUACACCGGACAGGCAGAAGUAUUCGCAAGGCAUCAAGUUUUUUGAACCCGAGAUCAAAGGACCAUCACCUGAAAUGGUAGAGUACCUUGGUAUGCAAAACUUGAUUAAUGCUGUGAAGGAAAGUGUUGGGCUGAGCGAAGGGAAACUGCUAUUUGGAUUCAAAGGCAAUUUAUGUGGAAAGUUUGUGUGGGGAGCACUUGACGAUGUUGUAAUGGGCGGUGUUAGUGAAAGUGCAUUCCAAAUCCAAUCAACAGGAAGUGAAACUGGUGAAGCAACUGGAUUAUUCAAAGGUACCGUGUCUACUUCAAAUAACGGUGGCUUCACUAGUAUAAGGACAAAGAAUUUUACCGUGCCCGAGGACCUGUCGCCAUACGAUGGUGUUGAACUACGAGUUAAGGGCGAUGGCCGGAGGUACAAACUUAUCAUAAGAACUAGCUACGAAUGGGAUACUAUUGGCUACACUGCAAGCUUCGACACCACAAAGGGCGAAUGGCAAAGCGUUAGAAUACCUUUCUCUUCUCUGAUACCGGUAUUUCGUGCCCGUACCGCAACUGAUGCUCCGCCCUUUGAUGCAAGCAAUAUCACUGCACUACAGCUCAUGUUCAGCAAGUUUGAAUACGACGGAAAGCUCAACCCAACAUUUGCAGAAGGUCAAUUUGAGCUUCCUUUUUCAAGCAUUAGAGCAUACAUAAAUGAGCCAAUUACUCCAAGGUUUGUUCAUGUGAGCUCUGCAGGAGUUACAAGACCUGAAAGACCAGGGCUAGAUCUAAGCAAACAACCCCCCGCCGUCCGCAUGAACAAAGAGCUUGGUUCCAUUCUAACUUACAAGUUGAAGGGAGAGGAUUUAAUUCGGGAAAGUGGCGUGCCCUACACUAUCGUGCGGCCAUGUGCUCUAACUGAGGAGCCAGCUGGAGCUGACCUCAUAUUUGAACAGGGGGAUAAUAUCACUGGAAAGAUAUCACGGGAAGAAGUUGCCCGCCUUUGUGUCGCGGCUCUAGCAAGCCCAAGUGCAGUGGGGAAGACUUUUGAGGUCAAGAGCACCGUUCCAUUUAGCGAGCCGUUCGUUAUCGAUCCUUCGAACCCUCCUCCCGAGAAGGACUACGAAGUGUACUUCAAAGAGCUCAAAGACGGCAUCACGGGUAAAGAGGCUCUCGAAGGAACACCUGCUCUAGUCUGAAGAAUACGUCGAAUGCGGAAUGUCCUCUGCUUCAAGAGUGAACUUUGCUUAUGCUUUAUGUUCAGUAUAUAGAAAAGAGAAGAAGUCCCCAUGAAACUGCAGAGGACUUGUGGCUGUAGAGCUAGGCUGUGGGAUUGUCAUAGAGCAGCUUCCUGGUAAUUUCCUGCAGUUGUUUUCACUGAUUCUGUAGUAUAGGUAAUUUAUCUAGGUAGACCAUUUUGGUAAUGUGAAGUGAGAAUCAUGAGUGCAUAGAAAAAGGAGGUUUACAGUUCCUGCCUAUGGCUUCUUUCCUUCACCUCCAGAUGAUAUUUAUUCAUUCUUCCUGCA
Molecule: messenger RNA, 2186 nt
Organism: Triticum dicoccoides
Lineage: Eukaryota; Viridiplantae; Streptophyta; Magnoliopsida; Poales; Poaceae
Product: protein HIGH CHLOROPHYLL FLUORESCENCE PHENOTYPE 173, chloroplastic-like
Exons: 16
Coding region: 99-1859 (586 amino acids)
Source: RefSeq, a predicted model, not a curated record